Clonostachys rhizophaga is the source of this 972-nucleotide messenger RNA. Lineage: Eukaryota; Fungi; Ascomycota; Sordariomycetes; Hypocreales; Bionectriaceae. The record is from the annotation of a GenBank genome assembly.
AUGGCGAGCCCAACCGGAUCCAGAAUUGGGUACUAUAUGGAUGGAUCAUCAGCGGUACCAAUAUACUGCCCAAAUGGAAAAGCUUUCGGUAUCACCGACCAGCUUGGACGGUGCGACAUCACACGAGCAGCGACGGCAAUCGAAUGUUUGUCAGGAGGCAUCCCGGACGGAUAUGUAUUAGAGAUAUAUGUCUUCGCGACCUACGGAUACAGCGUCACUAUCACUCAGUCACAGUAUUGCCCAUCUUCCGCGCCUUGCGUGACCGUCACCUUGCAUGAGAAUAUGGAAACUUCGGCGAGUAGUUUUACCAUGUUCCAAUGUCGUGGCUCGAUUCAACUCCCGCGCGGUGUUACAGAGGUGUUCAUGUCCAUUCCUUCCACCGUAGCCAUCACGACAAAUACAGAGAAUGUGCGACAGCAAACCACUAGAGGAAGGGAUAUCAGUAGCUUGGCCCCGACCUCGAGGUCAACGGCCUCAGCUCCAGGCCAAACUGAAAAUGCAGUCCAAGGUGGUGGGACCAAUCCUGGCAUAAUUGCCGGUGCGGUCGUCGGAUCGGUAGUAGGUCUUGGUCUUAUAAUUACAGCCUUGGUAUUCGCCUUUUUACUAGGAAGGAGGAGAGCAUCCGGAAAUGGUUCAAGUGGCGGGCGCAAGGACGAUGGAGAUAUCUUGGGGCCAUUACCUCUCAAGGAAACAAUGACAACUCCGGAGUUGCAAGCCAAUAAGACUACGGCUAUCUUCACGCAAUUCUCUAGUCCUCUAGAACUGGCUGCAGAUGCUAGGGCAAACGGCCCAAGGACUGAACUCCCAGAGUGUGGGAGGCCCGAGCCCCCAGAGCUGAUGGCGGACAGUAGAGGAGCGGGUCCUGGUUCUGAGCUUCCGGUGACGCCCUCCUCACACCAAUGGCCUACGCCAGGCACAGAGCCAUCUCGUUACGAGAUGGAGGGUUCAUAUCGUCCGUCUCAAGCCCCAUAG